CUCCAGGAGAGGUGCCCUUUGGCCCGGCCCUAGAGGCGUGGGCGGGUCCGCGCAGCCGGGUUUGGCGGCGCGGGGACCCAGGCUCGGCCGCUCAGUUGAGCACGGGGGCUGGCCGGCAGCCAGCGGCCAGCGAACCGCCCAGCUUCAGCCUCGCUGGGCGUACGGGGCGUGUGUGCGUGUGAGCGCGGCCCUCCCGCGGCGGACUGGCCUGGCGGAGCCCGCAGGGCGGGCAGAGGCCGGCUGCUCGGGGAUUGCUUUGUGCGUGCGCCAGCGUCGUGCAGAACACCUGGAAGCGCCUCGUGUGCAGUCAGCAAAUAUGCACGUUCAAUUUAGUGUCUUCCCUUUCAGAACGAGUUUCUGUAUGUGGAACGCAUCACAGGAAGGUGUGGCCAUCCCCUGCAAAAAAAAAAAAGGAAGGAAAGGAAAAAGAACCACAUCACCACCUGGGCCACUCCAAAGGAAGAAUUCCUGAUCUUUGGGAACUCCACCCUCUGCAACAUGGUGGCAGUACUAGGCAUCUGCAUCUCCAAGAAACAGAGUGUAUGCACCAGUGGGCACAGCACUCUUGUGGAAGCUGCACCUGAAGGUCAUGUCUCCUUAGUGGCUACUCAGCUGAGCUGCUAGUUAGCUUCUCUGGUCUCAGCAAUGAGUCGGCCUCCUCUGCCUCUUCCUUGGGUUGGUUUGCCUCAAAGUUCUUCAAAAUGUUUAUAAAACAUGCAGUUGGCUUUCGUUUCCUAACCUGAAGAUGUUCCUUACUCUGGCUUUUGCCAUUUUUCAUUCCAUCUCACUAGAGCAUAGUAGAGAAGUCCUUCAAGGAAGAAUGCUUUCAACAGAGCAGCUGCCAGCUGCUGUACAUUUUCUUUACCUAGUCCUAAAUAUGAGACCUUCAGCAAUACCCUGCUCACUGCUGGCUCAUGUCAUUUAUAUUGCCCUAGGUUUUAUGUUGGAGAAAAGACAAGAAAAUAUGUGGAAACAAGAAGCAAACUUGUUGACUUUUUGACAUUCUUGCUUACACACACGGAGGUGGACCACAACACCUGAGUGAGCUGAAGACAGGGAAAGGAAGAGGCAGUUACUAGGCUGGGAACUGCUUCUCACCACUGAAAGUCAGGAGCUCUGAGCUGGCUGCCUCUGGCAGCUUGGUUCCUUCAUACACUGAAAUAAAUUCUGGUCUCAGGCAGACUCAUUCUCCAGGACGCUGUGGGUGUCAACCAGCCUGGUUCUAAGAUGACAUCAGGGUCCUGGCUAAAAUCUCCCCUUUCUGUCAUGCUACCAUAGCCUUAGAUGAAGCUGAAGCUUCAUCUGAAAUUAUAAGCUGUUUUUGUGUUCUGAUUUUACCUUUUCCACAUAUACCUUAUACAUCAUUAUAAGGUUAUACCAUAGUAUAUUAUGCUUCCAAGAGCCCUGAAUCAUUUGUUUUGACAACUUUCCCCAGUUUCUAAUGUCAUAAGGACCCCUGCUAAUUGAAUUUACUUUAACUUCUCUUUUUUCCAAAAUUUAUUGGAAGGAUGUUUAGUGUGGACAUUAACCAUGUUAUCAUUUUUAUGCUCAUAACCAAAUCAGAAUUAAAUUUUCCAAUACGUGUAGCACUUUAUCACAACAGCUUGCUACAACUCAGAUACAUUAAAAAUGUUGCCUUGGCCUGCCUCCGGGCCCCGGGUCUAAGGCGAACCGGGAAGGGGUACGGGUGGCCCUACCGCCCGGUAUUUUCCUCUGACCCCUGCAGGAACAGGUGAUGCCAAAUCCGCUGCCCGCGGCGAGGAAAAGUCGGGGUUGAGCCCCAGCCGAGCCGAGGCUGGUGGUCCUCUGGUCUCCCGGGCUCGCCCCACCUGAAGAAAUGAGUGGUGGCUUAGCUCCAAGUAAGAGCACAGUGUAUGUAUCCAACUUGCCCUUCUCCCUGACAAACAACGAUUUAUAUCGGAUAUUUUCCAAGUAUGGCAAAGUUGUGAAGGUUACUAUAAUGAAAGACAAAGAUACCAGGAAAAGUAAAGGGGUUGCAUUUAUUUUAUUUUUGGAUAAAGACUCUGCACAAAACUGCACAAGGGCAAUAAACAACAAACAGUUGUUUGGUAGAGUGAUAAAGGCAAGCAUUGCUAUUGACAAUGGAAGAGCAGCAGAGUUCAUCAGGAGGCGAAACUACUUUGAUAAAUCAAAGUGUUAUGAAUGUGGGGAAAGUGGACACUUAAGUUAUGCCUGUCCUAAAAAUAUGCUUGGAGAAUGGGAGCCUCCAAAGAAGAAAGAAAAAAAGAAAAAAAAGAAAAUUCCUGAACCAGAAGAAGAAAUUGAGGAAGUAGAAGAAAGUGAAGAUGAAGGGGAAGAUCCUGCUCUUGACAGUCUAAGUCAGGCCAUUGCAUUUCAGCAAGCCAAAAUUGAAGAAGAACAAAACAAAUGGAAACCCAGUGCAGGGGGUCCUUCAACAUCAGAUGAUUCAAGACGCCCAAGGAUAAAGAAAAGUACAUAUUUCAGUGAUGAGGAAGAACUUAGUGAUUAAAAUUGUAUUUAUUAUGUAAAUAUUUUAAAAAUAAAUUCUUGGAGUAUAAACUUAAUUUGGGAAGUAAAGAUUACUUUUAGUAUUUGAACAUAAGAAUACUUAAUAUCAAAUAGUUUUGUACUAUAAAAUAGUUCAUAGGAAAUUUAAAAAUAAUUUUAAAGCAUCAUGUUUCUCUUUUGCCUUAGCAAAGUACAGGUUGAGCAUCCUUAAUUCAGAAGUCCAAAAUAAUUCAAAAUGCCCCAAAAUCCAAAACUUUGAGCACUAAUAUUCCACCUGAGGUGGAAAAUUUUAUACCAUAAAACUUUGUUUCAUCCACUUUAUUAAAUAUAUGUAUAAGCCAUAUGUGGUGGCAAACACCUAUAAUCCCAGUGACUUGGGAGACUGAGGAAGAAGGAUCACAAGUUCCAGGACAAUUAAACAAUAGCAAAACUCUAUUUUUAAGAUAAAAAAAUAUAAAGGGAAUAUAGUUUCAGUGGUAGAGAGCUUCUGGGCUCAAAUCCCAGUACUGCAAAAAAUAAAAAUUUGUUAAAAUAAAAAGGUUUAAAAUUACCUUCGGGUUAUGUGUAAAAAUAUAGGGAACAUCAAUGAAUUUCAUGUUUAGACUUAUGUCUCAUCCCUAAAAUAUCUCAUUAUAUAUGUAUAAAUAUUCCAAAAUACUUGUGGGCUCAAGCAUUUUUGAUAAGGAAUUCUCAACCUGUACUAAAAAUCAGGAUUUGUUAGUAAUAAUCUUGUAAAGAACUAAUUGUAAUAAAAAUAAGAAAAAUAUGAUAGUAAUAUUAUUGUUUUCCCAUAGGAAAAGGCAGAUAUUCAAAUGACAUUUAAAAACUUGAUAUUAAAAGCUUUAUUAAUAUCCAAUUGGAUUAUAUGAGGGUUUGCAAAUAAAUUUAAUCUCAAAACAAAACUUCA
Messenger RNA from Ictidomys tridecemlineatus (thirteen-lined ground squirrel), 3397 nucleotides. RefSeq names its product zinc finger CCHC-type and RNA-binding motif-containing protein 1. Lineage: Eukaryota; Metazoa; Chordata; Mammalia; Rodentia; Sciuridae. Gene Ontology annotation, cellular component: U12-type spliceosomal complex. Gene Ontology annotation, molecular function: RNA binding; zinc ion binding. Gene Ontology annotation, biological process: mRNA splicing, via spliceosome. The record is from RefSeq and is a predicted model, not a curated record.